GAGCAAAGUAAUAUUGACAAUUGAAAGAGCAGGAUUAUAGCAUCAUACACAAAAUAUAAAACACAAAGAUGGUCAAACUCACACAACUUGAUGAAAACAACCAGCCAGUUGAAGACUCUGUGCUUAAUGAUAAUGACUUUGAAACCACCUCUGAAUCAGAUAGCGAAAAUUCCGAAGCCGAUUCUGACGAUGAUGAUUUUGAUAUAGAAAACGAAACCAUUUUAGACAGAAUUGUUGCAUUAAAAGAUAUUAUUCCAAUUGAACAAAGGUCUAUCAUAUCCGACACAACUACAGGCUUGUAUUCAUUUUUAUCUAAUGGUAUUAGCAAAACUGGUAAUUUAUUGUGGAUAAUUACCUCUUCAUGUUUAUUAUUGGGAGUUCCAUUAAGUUUAUCGAUUUUAAGUGAGCAACAAUUAUUAGAAAUGGAAAAGGAAUUCAAUUUACAACAGCAAACUAAUGAUGUUUUAGCACCAGGUUCCACUAAUGAUGCUUUCCAACCUCUACCAUCUCAACCUGCUCAUUAAUUCUAUUAAACUUUAUUGUAUUUUUUUUUCGAUUUUUUCUCUACCUUUUUUUGGAAUAUUUUUAUUCUCUUUCAAUUUUUCAAUUUUUUUUUGAAUGUUCUUUUCCCG
Molecule: messenger RNA, 632 nt
Organism: Ascoidea rubescens DSM 1968
Lineage: Eukaryota; Fungi; Ascomycota; Saccharomycetes; Ascoideales; Ascoideaceae
Gene: TOM22
Product: Tom22p
Exons: 1
Coding region: 69-524 (151 amino acids)
Biological process (GO): intracellular protein transport
Cellular component (GO): mitochondrial outer membrane
Source: RefSeq, a predicted model, not a curated record